Molecule: messenger RNA, 1830 nt
Organism: Salarias fasciatus (jewelled blenny)
Lineage: Eukaryota; Metazoa; Chordata; Actinopteri; Blenniiformes; Blenniidae
Product: protein Wnt-2b-A
Exons: 5
Coding region: 3-1178 (391 amino acids)
Biological process (GO): multicellular organism development; cell fate commitment; canonical Wnt signaling pathway
Cellular component (GO): extracellular region
Molecular function (GO): frizzled binding; cytokine activity
Source: RefSeq, a predicted model, not a curated record
UCAUGCUGGGUUUGAACAAGGUCCUCAGCCUCCGGGCAGCUCGGAUUCAGCGCUGCGGUUCCCCGGGAGCCAGACUCCCAUCCCGGUCUGCCUCGUGCCAGAACCCCGGUGCCAGUUCCAGGAUUUAUUGCGCGUGUCUGUUGCUGCUGCUGCUCGUGACUCCUCGAGUGGACUCGUCUUGGUGGUACAUCGGUGCUUUAGGGGCGCGCGUGAUCUGCGACAACAUCCCCGGCCUGGUGAACAAGCAGCGGCAGCUCUGCCAGCGUCACCCGGACAUCAUGCAGGCCAUCGGCGAGGGAACCAAAGAGUGGAUCAGGGAGUGCCAGCACCAGUUCCGACACCACCGGUGGAACUGCAGCACGCUGGAUCGAGACCACACCGUCUUCGGACGCGUCCUGCUACGGAGCAGUCGUGAAGCAGCUUUCGUCUACGCCAUCUCCUCGGCGGGAGUGGUGUAUGCACUCACCCGCGCCUGCAGCCAGGGGGAGUUGAAGAUGUGCAACUGUGACCCUCACAAGCGCGGACGGGCCAGUGACGACAAAGGGGAGUUCGACUGGGGCGGCUGCAGCGACAACAUCAACUAUGGGAUCAAGUUCGCCAAAGCCUUCAUCGACGCCAAAGAGAGGACGGUCCGAGACGCUCGGGCGCUCAUGAACUUACACAACAAUCAGUGUGGCAGAACAGCGGUGAAGCGUUUCAUGAAGCUGGAGUGUAAAUGUCACGGAGUGAGCGGCUCCUGCACGCUGCGGACAUGCUGGAUGGCCAUGUCGGACUUCAGGAAGACCGGCGACUACCUGAGGAGGAAAUACAACGGGGCCAUCGAGGUGACCAUGAAUCAGGACGGGACGGGCUUCACCGUGGCCAACAAAGCCUUCAGGAAGGCCACCAAGAAUGACCUGGUCUACUUCGAAAACUCCCCGGAUUACUGCCUGCAAGACAAAUCGGCAGGUUCCCUCGGCACGGCCGGGCGAGUCUGCAAUCGGACGUCGCGCGGAACGGACGGCUGCGAGGUCAUGUGCUGCGGCCGCGGGUACGACACCACCCGAGUGAAGCAGAUCACCAAGUGCGAGUGCAAGUUCAAAUGGUGCUGCGCCGUGGAGUGCAAGGACUGCGAGGAGGCCGUGGACAUACACACGUGCAAGGCCCCGAAACGAGCGGAAUGGUUGGACCAGACCUGAGGACGCCAUCCCGUCCCCUUUACUUGCUCCCUGCAAUGCGACCCCACCCCUUUCCCCCUUUUUGCAGGACAUCCUGUGAAACAUGGCAUUCUGGGAAAGUUUGUCCAAACGUGCACUGCGUCUCCAGCCUCCACUCCCUCCCCACAGCUCAACUCAUUGCAUGGCUUUUGUACCUGUCUGUGAAAAGCACUAGAAUUCAGUCCCCGUCAAUAUGAACGAACGGCCACCAGCCCCCGUUUGCGACCGGCCCUGCAGCUGAACUGCAGCCGUCAGAUGAACAGAGAUAACAUGUGGGGUCUGGGUGGAUGGGGAUUCCCUUCAUUUCAGUCCAGAUAACUGUUUUUCUAGGGUUUAAAAAAAUGGUUUGCGCCUUCCAUGAUGCUUUAAAGACAUGUUUUUAACAUUAUCUGAGCCUUCAAACAUAUCCAGUAUUAUUACAACAACAUCAUAUACUCACCUAGUUUUGUUUCAUUUUUUUUGUGGGGAUUUACAUUUUUAUCUACCAAAAAGAGUACAUUGGGUGGACUGUGGGAGUAGCUUGAUAAGUGCAAUUUCAGAAGUGGACAUCUAAGCCUGUGUUUGGUUCUGUGUGGCUAAACCGGAGUCCAGGCAAAGGACUACCAGAGGACGAGGAGAUGAUGGACACUAGAUG